This is a messenger RNA of Talaromyces amestolkiae, 762 nucleotides long. RefSeq lists its product as uncharacterized. Bases 1 to 762 code for a protein of 253 amino acids. NCBI's taxonomy places the organism in Eukaryota, Fungi, Ascomycota, Eurotiomycetes, Eurotiales, Trichocomaceae. The record is from RefSeq and is a predicted model, not a curated record. The transcript has a single exon.
AUGUCAGCAGAAACAAGUAUCAAUGACUGGCAGCGCUCCUUUGAGAAGGAGAUUGAUUUGCUCCGUCUUGCCUCUACGGAAGGAAAUGCUCCGCUCGUGACAAUUUACCAGGAGAAAACACCCCAGAUGAUCACAACUGAGGCCGCUUUCUCUUACAUUAAUUCUACGGCUAUGGAUAUAUCUACAAUAUAUGAAGUUUCAGAUGUCUACGCACAGCUAAAAGAAAAACUUGACACCGCAAUCAAAGAGACUGAGGCUGACUGUUCUGCCAUCCACAAAUCCAUGCAGCGCUUCAAGGAAACAAAGAGCGAUGCUACCGAAAGAGUGUGGGAAAUGUUUCUCACUGAGGAAGUCGAAAAGCAGAAGGCGGCGAGCAACAAACGAUGGGAUGAUCUCAAAUGUUUUGGUGUGGAGAAGAUAAAAAAACUACCAGAAGUCUCUCGACCAGAUGCAGCAAAGAUCUAUUGCAUGGGUCUAUCUGUCUGUGGCAAGUUGGCUAGCCAAGUCAUCAAUUGGCUCAAGGAUCGCAUGGUCAGGAUCCAUGAACUCCCUUCAAAGGCUGGGGAAAAGAUCGCGGAAUUCGGUCAAAGGUAUACAGGAUGGAUCAAUGCUGCUUUUAGCACUGUCACUGGCGCCUUUGGCAGCAUAUUUGCCAAUUAUGCAGCUGUAAAUUGUGUUCAAAAUGAUCAACUUGGCGGAUCGAGAGUUGUCAGUCCAGAUCGUGACUCUGUAUCAGGCGUCACUCUUGAGCAAGCCAAGUAA